This is a messenger RNA of Menidia menidia (Atlantic silverside), 2784 nucleotides long. The record is from the annotation of a GenBank genome assembly. Lineage: Eukaryota; Metazoa; Chordata; Actinopteri; Atheriniformes; Atherinopsidae.
UUAACCAAGGAGCCGAAAAUACCACCGGAAGCGUGACCAGUAAUUAGCUGAACUUUUCCUUCUCUCUCACCUUUUUUUUUCUUUUCCACUUUGCCAAUUAAAGUCAGCGGUAUUAUCGGUAUAAUUAUUAGUUUACCGUCGCUUUUAUUUUAUUUUUUUCUGAACCGCUGUUCUUUUUUUUCCCCCCCUUGUUUCUUUUUUUUUCCCCAGUCGUGAGGAUGAGGAAUCUGUUGUUGUUGUUGUUCCUCGUUGGGCUGACUACUGGAGUCUUCAGUCGUAAAUUCUAUAGCUUUUCCCCGGCCAAGACAACCAAUGACGAUGGCUCGUAUGACUUGUAUAUAGAAGACCAAGCAUCAGGGGACCUCCCUGUUGAUGAUGAAGAUGGGGAUGAUGAUGGGUCUGGCUCUGGCUCUGGAGAUGGGUCUCUGGAUGAAGAGGAAGUAAUCAGAAAGUUCUUCAACUUUUCUGGAAAUUCCUUCUCCAAAGAAAUGCAGCCGCUCCAACCUCAGCCAACAGCAGUCUCCACGGAAACCACGGUGUCAGGCAGCCAGAGUACAGCACUGUCAACAGAGGGCAGGAGUCAAGAGAUGCUGGACACAAGCCCUACAUCAAGCAGCAUAUUGGACAUGUCCAGUCCCAGCACCGUAGCUCCUUUUGAAACCGAGGCUCCUUUUGAAACCGAGGCUCCUUUUGAAACCAAAGCCCCUGAGUACAGCAGCGCCGUAACCCCCUAUGCUGAUGACGAAAGAGAUCAGGAUGCUUGGGAGAUUACACCAGAAGACGUAGAGCUGAAUGAAGUAGUUGAAAAAGAAGUUAUUGCCAGGGGAGGUAAUGGCAACAGACUUCAAAAGGCUGGCACUCCAGAGGAGGUGACCUCUGAGAACUUGUGGGAGAGGACAGAUGUUCUGGCAGCUGUGAUAGCAUGCGGAGUGGUGGGCUUCCUCUUUGCCGUUUUCCUUCUUCUCCUCCUCGCUUACCGCAUGAAGAAGAAGGAUGAAGGAAGCUAUGACCUGGGAGACACCAAACUUUCUGCAACAGCAUAUCACAAAGCGCCCACCAAGGAGUUCUACGCCUGAACUGACCAGCAGAGAGACUCUGUAGCAGGAUUUUUCUUCUGCCAAUCAGGAUAGAAAAUGGAUCUAAACAACUGCAUAAGAUUCCUUUUGAUGAAGUUUGAAGUAAUUUUUCAUCAUUCCCGCCUUUGUCUUCUGCCACCUUUUUAUCUUUUGCUCUACAUAAUGUUUAGCUUUUGUGCAGAAAGAGUCAUAAUGAAACAAAACAAGACAGCUAUAAAGUAUCCGUGUCAUUUCCUGUCAGGGAAAGACAUUUUCUGCAUUAUAUUAAAGGAAUCUUUUCUCUAUUGUCACAAUGUAUCGAAGCUGUCGUAGUGCUUGUAAAGGUGCAAACUGUAACCUCUGAUAACACUGUGCCUUUAGACCCACUAAAUAUUUCAAAGUUGAACCACACUGAAAUUGAUUAUUCCUUUUUAAAGGAUCUGCAGCUAAAGAGACCGUCUCAACAGCUUAGAUGUUUGACAGUAACAUGAAUGGGUCACCUGUAAUGUUUUAGUGGGGUGCUUUUGCUAUGAAUGGUACUAGAUACAGGAGUAUUAUUAUGAAGGGCCUUAUAAAGCUGAAUCCAUUUUCUCUGUGAGGUCAUGUUUGCUCUGCCUGUUAACAGCUGCGUGUGUUACAUUUCAUUUUGUCAUCUGCGUUUUGUUUUGUUUUUUUGCUGUAAUGAAUACAAGUGUGCAACAAGUGUUUUCAUAUGCUGUCUAAUAUUGCUAGGGGAGAUUUUUGUUACUCGGCAGGUACAAAUGUGUGUUUUCUCAGAUAUUUGAUACUUCUAGAACUGACCAAAUAUAAAUGUGCUUUAUUUGUGUAAUGAAAAUAAUUUGCAUAGCUUUUUAAAGGUGUUUUUGAUGUUUUGAGAUUACAUUUCAUUAAGCCAGAUUUAAUGAAAUUGCUGUUGUGUGGCUGCGUCUGUAGGCUUGGUGAAAGUACCUCAGGCACGCACCUUAACAUUAGUAAUAUUUUCAGGAUUAUUUUAUUUGGUGACUGCUUUCUGCAGGCACAUGGAACAGGUGAAGCCAAAGCUAAUGACUAUAAUUCAGAACCCGAAGAAGUGACCAGUGUUUUCUGGCCAAAGCCAAAGCACAUUCCAUUCAGACCGUCUACUGCACACAGCUGUAAUAGUGGGUUUGAAGUAAAAGGGACAGCGAUGGCAUUUAGUUUUUCUUACAAUGCACAGUGUCAGUUUACGCAGCGGGGUUAAAAAUGCAGUCAGUGACGACCAGAAUUUUCUGUUUAAUCAUUUAGUCUUUGUGUAAAUAGAUUUUAAAGAAGUACUCCCUGGUUUUCAGACGUUACCUCAAACAUCCAUAAGAAUUGGGGGUGCUGCAGGAUGUAGAAGACAUUCAGUAGCAGUGACAAAAGGGUGGCAUUCCCCUUUUAAAAGCAUACAAACACCCUGCUGAAGAUAUAUUUUGAUAAUAGAUUUUAGAAAUUUGCCGUGUGUGGAUUUUACCUAGCUGCCUAUUGCCUAUAACAUGUCAGAAAGGACUGUUUUACAACUGGUGCUUCUUACUGAGGCAGAAUUUCUUUAUUUUUGCAAAGCUCACUACCAUUUUUAAAUUGGCAUUGGUUAUCAGCAUGACCGAAUAUAGCAGUAGAGUAAAGAAUGAAAGUUAUAAAUUAUCACCUCAAAACUUUUAUUUCAACCCUUUACAUAGUUUUAUCAAAAACGUUGUCAAAGUUCGUCAGUGAUUUUUUAUUUUUGUUUUUU